Oncorhynchus gorbuscha (pink salmon) is the source of this 3485-nucleotide messenger RNA. RefSeq names its product hepatoma-derived growth factor-related protein 2-like. The transcript is spliced from 7 exons. The record is from RefSeq and is a predicted model, not a curated record. The coding region runs from base 1 to 2511 and encodes 836 amino acids. NCBI's taxonomy places the organism in Eukaryota, Metazoa, Chordata, Actinopteri, Salmoniformes, Salmonidae.
AUGGGGAACGAAGAGGAGGCUGGGGUAGCAGUGAAGGGGACCGAAGAGGAGGAGGCUGGGGUAGCAGUGAAGGGGACCGAAGAGGAGGAGGCUGGGGUAGCAGUGAAGGGGACCGAAGAGGAGGAGGCUGGGGAGGAGGCUGGGGUAGCAGUGAAGGGGACCGAAGAGGAGGAGGCUGGGGUAGCAGUGAAGGGGACCGAAGAGGAGGAGGCUGGGGUAGCAGUGAAGGGGAACGAAGAGGAGGAGGCUGGGGUAGCAGUGAAGGGGAACGAAGAGGAGGAGGCUGGGGUAGCAGUGAAGGGGAACGAAGAGGAGGAGGCUGGGGUAGCAGUGAAGGGGAACGAAGAGGAGGAGGCUGGGGUAGCAGUGAAGGGGAACGAAGAGGAGGAGGCUGGGGUAGCAGUGAAGGGGAACGAAGAGGAGGAGGCUGGGGUAGCAGUGAAGGGGAACGAAGAGGAGGAGGCUGGGGUAGCAGUGAAGGGGAACGAAGAGGAGGAGGCUGGGGUAGCAGUGAAGGGGAACGAAGAGGAGGAGGCUGGGAUAGCAGUGAAAGGGCACGAAGUGAAGGAGACCGAUACUGUCACAGAGAUCAGUCCUGGUCAGGAUGAAGAGCGUCGGCGGCGUCUGGCGGCCAGGAGAGAGAGUGUCCUGAAGUCUCUACAAGGACUUCUCACUAGAAGGAAGGGCCUGAGAAGACACAGCCUUAAACCUACACGGACACCGAAAAAUGGAGCUGAAGAGAAGAAGAGUAGAAAGACAGGCGGGCAGAAAAGGGACAGAAAAACAGCGAGCAAGACCGCAGGCGGCAAGACAGCGGGCGGCAAGACAGCGGGCGGCAAGACAGCGGGCGGCAAGACAGCGGACAGGAAGACAGCGGGCAGGAAGACAGCGGGCGGCAAGACAGCGGGCAGGAAGACAGCGGGCAGGAAGACAGCGGGCAGGAAGACAGCGGGCAGGAAGACAGCGGGCAGGAAGAAAACAGAUGAGAAGGUGGAAAGUAUGAAAACGGAAGUAAAAAAAUUGGAAGGCAAAAAAACUGAAUGUAAGAAACCAGAACAAAAGAUGGAGAAGAAAGUGGAGAGCAAGAAAUCAGCGGAGGCUACGAAGUCCGACUCGACCCGGGCGGAGGCUACGAAGUCCGACUCGACCCGGGCGGAGGCUACGAAGUCCGACUCGACCCGGGCGGAGGCUAAGAAGUCCGACUCGACCCGGGCGGAGGCUAAGAAGUCCGACUCGACCCGGGCGGAGGCUAAGAAGUCCGACUCGACCCGGGCGGAGGCUACGAAGUCCGACUCGACCCGGGCGGAGGCUAAGAAGUCCGACUCGACCCGGACGGAGGCUAAGAAGUCCGACUCGACCCGGGCGGAGGCUAAGAAGUCCGACUCGACCCGGGCGGAGGCUAAGAAGUCCGACUCGACCCGGGCGGAGGCUAAGAAGUCCGACUCGACCCGGGCGGAGGCUAAGAAGUCCGACUCGACCCGGGCGGAGGCUAAGAAGUCCGACUCGACCCGGGCGGAGGCUAAGAAGUCCGACUCGACCCGGGCGGAGGCUAAGAAGUCCGACUCGACCCGGGCGGAGGCUAAGAAGUCCGACUCGACCCGGGCGGAGGCUAAGAAGUCCGACUCGACCCGGGCGGAGGCUAAGAAGUCCGACUCGACCCGGGCGGAGGCCAAGAAGUCCGACUCGACCCGGGCGGAGGCCACGAAGUCCGACUCGACCCGGGCGGAGGCCACGAAGUCCGACUCGACCCGGGCGGAGGCCACGAAGUCCGACUCGACCCGGGCGGAGGCCACGAAGUCCGUCUCGACCCGGGCGGAGGCCACGAAGUCCGACUCGACCCGGGCGGAGGCUAAGAAGUCCGAAGUCCAGAAAGUGGAGACAGAAAAGGUAGAGAGACGACAGGAGGAGGAGCCUAAAUCACCUCAGAGAGGUGUACCAGGGGACGGCCAGAAAACAGACAGCGUGUCUAAGCUACAUGCCACUAAAGAAUCUUUCAGUCUAACGGACUCUACCCUGCACCGUAUACACGGAGACAUACGCAUCUCUCUGAAGACGGACAACCCUGAUAUUAGUAAGUGUCUGACAGCGCUGGACCAACUCAGUAUGGUCUAUGUAACGUCACAACACGUCCAGAGACACAGUGAACUCAUCACUACGCUCAGAAAGAUGCGUCGUUUCCGCAGUAACCAGGACGUGAUGGACAAGGCAUCGAUGCUCUACAACCGCUUCAAGAACGCAUUCCUAUUGGUUAACGACAAGGAUAACGUCAUCAGCCCCGAGUUCCUCCGCUCGCUCCUGGAGGAGAAAGAGAGGGAGGAGGAGGAGAGGGUGGAGAGAUGGAGGGAGAAACAGAAGAGGAGAGGAGAGGUGCUGCAGGAGGUUCGCAGGAGAAUGAGUCAACUGGAGGAGAGGAGGGGAGGAGAGAAGGGGGUCGUGACUGAGAAGGAAGAGGAGGUGCCAGGGGAGGUGCCAGGGGAGGUGCCAGAGGUUGGGAGCUCCGAACUCCAAUAGCCUCAUCCUGAGCUCCACUGUGAGAAACGGAGCAGGGUGAAGUUGCCCCUAGACUCUUGGUGCAGGUUACAAUUUUUGACCACCAAUGGUUGAAGGUUAGUAUUUGGGGAGGGAAACUGAUUAUAGAUCUGUACCUGGGGGGGGGUGACAGAACAAUGGAACAGACAGAACAAUGGAACAGACAGAACAAUGGAACAGACAGAACAAUGGAACAGACAGAACAAUGGAACAGACAGAACAAUGGAACAGACAGAACAAUGGAACAGACAGAACAAUGGAACAGACAGAACAAUGGAACAGACAGAACAAUGGAACAGACAGAACAAUGGAACAGACAGAACAAUGGAACAGACAGAACAAUGGAACAGACCAACUCAGAAUCAGAGGGGGUGAACACGGAACAUAACCAGCUGUCCAACUGGGGUUAUGAUGUUUCUUAACCCUCUCUUGUCCAAUCAGAGUAUUUGGACAACCUCUUUAUCCAUAUUCAUUGGUGCACACCGUUUCAAAAACAUUGCAGACUUUUUGCAAUGGAAAAGGUCAACGAGUGGUUUUUAUUUUUAUUGGACACGUUCAGGGUGUUAGAUCUUCUAGUGAAUAGGGGUGUUUUCCUAAAGACAGACUCACCUGGGGAGUGUGUUACAUCUCCUCCUUUCCCUGAGGAUGAGAGGAGAGAAGGCGGACCUACUUAUAGGAUGUAGAAACCAGGGAACAGUUCAGUCUACACAUGUUUUUACUUUCCUGAUUAUUAUUGUUUAUUUUUUAUAUCUACACCUUGUAUGUUCUCUUAAAUACUAUACUUAAUGUUGUUGUAUAGUUUUUAACGGUGAUGUAUAGACGACAUUCUACGUAGCUUGUACUCCUUGUCCUACAGUAAGUAGCUGAGUUGGUUAUUGCUUUAGGCCAGAUGGCUAGUUGCCUAAAGCAGGUCUGGUAGCCUGGUAAUAUUACCCUUCAGGUAUCUCCUUCAAUAG